AUGCGUGAGAUCAUGCCUCAUCGUAGAACUUACACAAGGAAUGCUAAUGCACACAACGCUAAUGCAGUUCCUUUAGUCCCAGACCAUAAGGUUUCGAAUGCAGAAUUUCAGAAUGCGAUUCAGCUCUUGGCUCAGAGUGUAGCCAAUCAGAAUAAUCAACAUGCUCCAGUUCCUACAAAUGCUAAUAGUGGGUUCUUCCCGAGAGAGUUAAGGGAAGCUAAAGCUCAAGAGUUCAUGAAUUUAAGGCAAGGUACCAUGUCAGUCCAAAAAUACAGACUUAUGUUCAACCAACUCUCCGGGUAUGCUCUACACAUGGUUGCCGAUCCAAGGGCACAACUGACAAAAAUCGAGUGGUGGAAUAUUGCUCACAAUUUCAGCAGAGAUCUACAGCCCCAACACCUUUCAUCUGCUAGUGCUUUAUCCCCCAGGUUUCGACAGGAUCAGAAAAGUAUUGCAUUAAGCUUUGAGUCUCAGGGGAGUGCUUCUGGUAAUAGGACUUUCCCAAUUUGUCCAAAGUGUGGUAAGAACCAUCCCGGAGAGUGUCUUGCCCGCAAGAAACGAUACUUUGGGUGUGGUCAGUCUGGCCAUAGGCUGAAAGAUUGCCCUUCUGCUAGGCAGGGGAAAUGA
Messenger RNA from Solanum verrucosum, 627 nucleotides. RefSeq lists its product as uncharacterized. NCBI's taxonomy places the organism in Eukaryota, Viridiplantae, Streptophyta, Magnoliopsida, Solanales, Solanaceae. The record is from RefSeq and is a predicted model, not a curated record. The transcript is spliced from 4 exons. Bases 1 to 627 code for a protein of 208 amino acids.